GAGCGGCGCGGGGCGGAGGUAAUGGGGGGGCGGCCGCUGGCGGGCUCCUUCUGUUGCUGCCGCCGCCGCCGCUGCUGCUGCUGCUGCCGUCCGUCAGAGCACGGCGUCUGGGCGGGGGGCGGCUCCUCUGUCCUCGGGGGGCUCCUUCCUGCACGGGGGGCGCAGCAGCCUGGGCGCGGCUGAAGUUUUUUGUGUGAAGCGGCGGUUAAGCGGUGGGGUAGGCGAGGUCUGGAGCCUUCCGUGCGCAGUCUGACAGCAGGUGUGGGAGGGUGCCUAGCCCCAAGUGGGGUGAGAGAAUAAGAUCAAGCGAGAUUUAAAUGGACUUCUGAAGUAAAAAAGGAGGAAGAAUGGAGACAGAGACUGUGUUAAGUCUUAGACAACAACUCAAGGAAGCAGAGAACGAGCGAAGGAAGGCAGCACAAUAUGGCUUACAUUUAUUGGAGUCUCAAAGUGAAGUUCAAAAUCAGUUGGAUCAAACACGUCGUGAAUUGACGGAGAAAACCGAGAAAUUUGAACAAGAGAAAUACUCUCUUCAGAGAGAAAUUGAACUUAAAAAUAGAAUGUUGGAAAGCUUGAGCUUUGAAUGUGAUGCCCUUAAGCAACAGCAGAAUAUGCAACUGGAAAAACAGAAAGAACAACUUGCCAGAGUUCAUGGACAAGAAAUCAGUGACCUUAAAAACAAGUUGGAGAACCUGAAAGCAGAACUAGAUGAAACCCGACUCUCAGAAAAACAAUUGAGACACAAAGUGGAUCAUCAGAAAGAAAUAAUUGCUGCUAAAUCAGAAGAGCUACACAUGAUGUCUGAACGUGUACAUGAAACCAUGUCUUCAGAAAUGCUCAAUCUUCAGAUGGAGCUCACUGAACUAGAAAGUGUGAAGGCCAAUGUUGAAGAAAAGCUGAAUGAACUGCAGUACAGUAAAGAACAAUUAGAACUCAUAAACAGCAACUUACGUAAUCAGCUGGAGCGUCUACAGGGAGAGAAAGAAGAGAGGGAAAAAGAAGUUGUUUCUUACUGUAACGCAUUAGAGAAAGCUCGUGAAGCUAAUCAAGAGCUUCAGGUUCAGCUGGAUCAUGCAGUGCAGCAAUCUUUGGACCCUACAAGUAAAGGCAAUUCUCUCUUCGCUGAGGUGGAGGACCGUAGGGCAGAAAUGGAACGACAGCUGAUCAGUGUGAAAAUAAAAUAUCAGUCACUACAAAAACAGCACGCAUUCACUAGAGAACAGUUGCAAAGAAUGAAGCUGCAAAUGGCUACACUGUUACAGAUGAAAGGCUCUCAGGCAGAAUUUGAGCAGCUCGAGCGCUUACAGUCAAUGUUGGAGCAAAAGAAUGGUGAAAUAGAAGAUCUUCUUAUGAAAGUGAGACAAUUAGAAAAAUUUAAGACUUUAUAUGAGAACGUGGAAGAAUGCAGAGCUAGUACUAGCUCAAAAGGAGAGUCUGAAGAUGGUUACUAUGCAGAUUUGCUGCAAAUGAAACUCGACAACUCAAACAAGGAAACUGAAACCUUGAAAAAUGAACUAUCCUUGCAGAGGAUGAAAGCUUUGUAUGAGAGCCAAAGGGUUCUGGAAGUUGAAAGGAAGCUCUUCACAAAUGAGAGGCAUUUGCAAGCUUGUCAGAGUGAGAAUAUGAAUUUGCGAGUUAUGCUGGAUGAGUUAAAAAUGAAAUAUGAACCUGAAGAGUUACUUAAAGUCACUAAAAUUAAAAAGAAGAGGGAGAAGAUUCCAGUGGACGCUACCUGUGAAUAUCUGGACAGCAAAAAUACUUCAGUAAAAGAAGCUGCUCUCACUCAUUUGCCAAGUAAGGAAGAAACUAAGGUCACUUGCAAGAACUUGGAGCAAAGUGACUCUUCUCCCAAAAAACAAGUUCUUGAAACACCACCAAUAAAUGUAGCUCUUCAAAUGAUGCACAAAGUAGUUGAACCUGACAGAGAAAGAAAGAAAGUUAAAACUAAAGAUGAGAGUCAUGACAACUAUACUUCACACAGCAGAAGUGGAAAUAAUUCUUUGACUUCGACUGCCCCCAGGUUAACAACUGAAUCCAGAUUUGAAACCACGGAAAAUGAAGAUAAGAAGGAAAAUAUAAUCACGACUGAGAAGAAAACACAAAAGAAAAAAUAUACUACAUUGUAUGUGUCUUCUAAACCAACUCCUGAAACACAAUGUGCUCAGCAGUAAAACUAGUUUUCUGGAAGGAAGCUGGAUAGUUUGGAGUCCUGCUUCAGCAGGAGAUGCUGAGUAAACUUAAGUUGCACGUAAAUACACAGGUUCCUAAUAUAAAUAUUGAUCUGCCUUGUUUUCUGAACAGUAUAACUACAUUAAUGAAAGCUGCACUUUUGAUGUCUUUAACUUCCCAGAGAGCACCUGUUAAGUACCCUGGCAAUGGGACCUGAAGUAUUGCCUUGUCUUGAAUCUUAGCUAAGGCUCUACAUGCUUGUUAGUCAUCACUUGUUGGAAGUAUAGUGCUAUUCUGAAUGAUAAGUACUUGGUAUGGAAACUUUAUUAUGCAAUAAUAAAACAGGGGUUAAUCCUGAGCAAGACUGGCUAGACAAUGUUGACGCAGAAGGAAACUAAGUCAUGAGCCAUUGCUCCUGAAGUUCUUUCAAUUCCUGGAUUCAGAAUUCAUAAUGAUUUUUCCCCUAAUAUGUAAUUGUUCAGCUUUCAGGCUGACCUGAUUGUCAAGAUGUAUGUUCAAUUUAUUGUGCAUUUUGUGGUUUGGUAUACGUUUGAAACUUUUAAAUCUUAUAUUUGUAUGAAUAAAUAAAAUAAACUUUGCUUUUUAUUCCUUCUUAAAAUUAGUCUGUUGCAUUUGAGACACAACAUUUUUCUAAAACUGCCGGUUUUUGAUUGACAUAUUUUGUUGGAAGUAUUUUGUUUAAAAAGUACAACUCAAUAAAAGCUAAGACAUUGUAAUGC
Messenger RNA from Cygnus atratus (black swan), 2909 nucleotides. RefSeq names its product spindle apparatus coiled-coil protein 1 (gene SPDL1). Gene Ontology annotation, molecular function: kinetochore binding. The record is from RefSeq and is a predicted model, not a curated record. Gene Ontology annotation, biological process: mitotic metaphase chromosome alignment; protein localization to kinetochore; establishment of mitotic spindle orientation. Gene Ontology annotation, cellular component: outer kinetochore; spindle pole. The transcript is spliced from 13 exons. NCBI's taxonomy places the organism in Eukaryota, Metazoa, Chordata, Aves, Anseriformes, Anatidae. The coding region runs from base 348 to 2171 and encodes 607 amino acids.